Messenger RNA from Nematolebias whitei (Rio pearlfish), 717 nucleotides. It is a transcript of the gene pthlha, whose product is annotated as parathyroid hormone-like hormone a. Gene Ontology annotation, biological process: adenylate cyclase-activating G protein-coupled receptor signaling pathway; osteoblast development; bone mineralization. Gene Ontology annotation, molecular function: peptide hormone receptor binding; hormone activity. The transcript is spliced from 4 exons. Gene Ontology annotation, cellular component: extracellular region. The record is from RefSeq and is a predicted model, not a curated record. The coding region runs from base 34 to 618 and encodes 194 amino acids. Lineage: Eukaryota; Metazoa; Chordata; Actinopteri; Cyprinodontiformes; Rivulidae.
GGUUCUGAACAAGCGGCUCAGUGGAACCGAGCCAUGUUGUUCUCCAGCAGGGUUCUGCAGCCGUGGUUCUUCUCUGUGUUCCUGCUCUGUUCUCCGGUUCCUCACGACGGUCGUCCGGUUGAUGCCCUGAGCAGCAGAACGAAGCGCUCAGUGACGCACACCCAGCUGAUGCACGACAAGAGCCGGACUCUCCAGGACUUCCGGAGGCGCCUGUGGCUUCAUGAGCUCCUGGGAGUCCUGCACACGGCAGAGACCCACAACCAGCUGACGGGCGGGGGGGGCAGCGGCGGGGUCAGCCUCCCCGGGGUCCACCCCAGCACCACCGGCACUGCCCCACACACCAAACCCCCCGGAGGAACCAAAAACCUCCCCAUCAGCUCCCAGCCGGAGGGGGAUGAGGACUCCAACCUGCCCCAGGAGACCAACAAGUCUCAGACAUACGAGGGGCCCCUGAAGGGCCCCGGCAGGAAGAAGAAGAAAGGAAGGUCUGGGAGGAAGAGGGAGGGUGAGAAGAGGAAGAGGAGGGUGCGCUCCUUAAGGUGGAUCCUGGAGGAACAAGACCAGACUGGACUUCACCUGGAGUGGAGGUCUCUGCUGGGCCUGAGGAGGGUGCUGUGACACCAUCAGGUUCUGACCACGAACCCUUCAGGCGAACUCGUCGGACUCCUGAAUUCUCACGACUCCUCCUGUGGAAUUGUGAUUGUUUGGAAAGAAAAG